GGCACGUUUAGUUCCAUUUGAGCAUCGACAAAGAACAGAUCACGUUCGCUCUAUCGCCCUUUUGACCGGACAAUCAACCAAUCAUGGCCCUUGCGCUAUCGCCGUUUUGGACGUUGUUGCUACUGGUUGGAUCUUUGGUUUUGUCCGUUUCCGGAUCAGCCAUUCCAUGUGAGGGACAGAAUGCUGAACCAGCGUCAGCGGCCAGCGGAGAAUGGCAACCACGAACUCCGGAGCAGACUCUGUAUGCUUAUGUGCGAUGCCUCAACGACUCAUCUGCCAGCAUCGAACAGAAAAUAAAUUGGGUCAAAUGGCACCCGGAUACAACCUACGAAAGCCAGUGCUACGUGAAGUGUGUCAGCGAAGAAUUGCGACUGUACGACCCUAAGGAGAAACGAUUCCGUCCGGAGAGAUUUGUUCUACAGGCAGAGUCAUUCUUCCAUGCAGAUCCGGAGCAAUUGCAGGCCCUGAAGAAUAAUGCCGAACCGAUGCUGGCCGGUGUCUUAGCGGACAAUUCAUGCGAAUCUGUGUUCAACAAGUACGCAACCUUCUACGCUACCCAUCACAGCACAAUUCUGCGCAUGUUCCACGGCGACUACCGAGAUAUUGGCAAUACCUACGCCAAACUCGGCAAUGGGGUCAAACAGAUCGGUCAAAUGUUUGUGGACUUCUGCGAGAAGCGAACGGAUUUCAAAUGGAACGAGGACAACAGCUGUCCACCGGAAGCGUUUCUUGAUUGCGUUUUCAGAGGCUUCCGCUGGAUCACCGAGGAAGGCGAAGUGAAUGUCAAUGAAAUUCGUCGUGACUAUGAGGCGGCUGGUAAGGGAGCUGCUGAUAUGGCCGAUUAUUGUGGAUCGGUGAAAGCUGGCGCAAGACAACUUUACAACUGUCUGAGAGACAAAGGAGCUGACAGUUUAGUAGCGGUGAUACGGGACAGGAACCAAAAGACCGCAUUCUAUUUUGAUCUUUCGUCUAAGGAGGAACCGUGGAAGUCGGCGGUCGAUUUCGCGAAUAAUCUGUAAUCUGCACUAGUGGCUAAAAUAUGCUACCAAAUGGUGUGGUUAACUAAGUAUUUAAGAUUUAGUUUUACUUUAUAAAAUGUUGAGAUUACAACUGACUGGAAAUAGUAUCACUCAAAGGAAAUGUUAAUCUUCAUAGUGAGUUGUUCUAACAACUUAUGAAGAAGUUCAUUGGCAUCAACUUUUUACACCACAAAAAAUAGCAUUAAACACCUACCAUGGCAUAAAACGAGUCUUUCCUACUGUGUACUCUUAUUAAUCAGCACCUGAACUGAAUUCAUGUUUUUUUUUUUACAUGAAUUUAAACAAUAAGUGAACAGUUUAAGAAAUCAGUACUUCAAUUUUCCAUUUCAUUGAAUGUAAUUUGUCAGCCCUUUGUUGUUUUCAUAAAUUUAAAUGUUUUCUGUAACAAAUAAUAUAAAUCUAAUAAUAAAUUACAGAAUGUUUGUUAUUGAAUACAGACAAUCAAUAUUACGAAUUACAAAAUAUAGUUCGUUUGUGCAGGGUAUUUUUGAACACCUGAUCAAGAGCUUGUUUUAUUUCUGGAGCAUAUAAUGCAUGUUUUUCGCUUAUGAACCUUGUUGAGUGCUGAACGUCCUUGAAAUGUUUUAAUGUUAAAAAAAAGAUCAGGGGUUCGUUCAUUAUAUAGGUUGGUUAACGCAUUGAAGUCCAAGGAGUCUCACAAUUGGAAUUAAACUCCGUUUUUGUUAUUCAUAGUUGUUUCCAAUAAAUUAAACUUUAUUUCACAAAAAAAUAAAUCAUGUCUAUGAUGGAGAUCCAAAUAAAAUCUUGAAAGUGUGUCGUCUAA
Molecule: messenger RNA, 1824 nt
Organism: Aedes aegypti (yellow fever mosquito)
Lineage: Eukaryota; Metazoa; Arthropoda; Insecta; Diptera; Culicidae
Product: 37 kDa salivary gland allergen Aed a 2-like
Exons: 2
Coding region: 84-1019 (311 amino acids)
Biological process (GO): sensory perception of smell
Molecular function (GO): odorant binding
Source: RefSeq, a predicted model, not a curated record